UUGAGCUGCCUCGCGAUUGGCUACUUUAGCCUAGUAGCGUCGCGCGCUCAUGACGCCAUACGCAGAGGCGUUACGGCUACAAGAACGUGAUGACGGAGGUCGGUCUCUCUUUGCUGCAGCUACUGCGAGGAUGAAGACCAUUCUCAGCAAUCAGACUGUUGACAUUCCAGAAAAUGUGGAUAUCACUCUGAAGGGACGCUCAGUUAUUGUGAAGGGCCCCAGAGGCACCCUGCGGAGAGAUUUCAAUCACAUCAAUGUAGAACUCAGUCUCCUUGGAAAGAAAAAGAAGAGGCUCCGAGUUGACAAAUGGUGGGGAAAUAGAAAGGAACUGGCUACUGUUCGCACUAUCUGUAGUCAUGUACAGAACAUGAUCAAGGGUGUUACACUGGGCUUUCGUUACAAGAUGAGGUCUGUGUAUGCUCACUUCCCCAUCAACGUCGUUAUUCAGGAGAAUGGUUCUCUUGUUGAAAUUCGAAAUUUCUUGGGUGAGAAAUACAUCCGCAGGGUUCGGAUGAGGUCAGGUGUUGCUUGUUCAGUAUCUCAGGCCCAGAAAGAUGAGUUAAUUCUUGAAGGAAACGACAUUGAACUUGUAUCAAAUUCAGCUGCUUUGAUUCAACAAGCCACAACAGUGAAAAAAGGAUAUCAG
Molecule: messenger RNA, 646 nt
Organism: Pteropus alecto (black flying fox)
Lineage: Eukaryota; Metazoa; Chordata; Mammalia; Chiroptera; Pteropodidae
Gene: RPL9
Product: ribosomal protein L9
Exons: 7
Biological process (GO): cytoplasmic translation
Cellular component (GO): ribosome; cytosolic large ribosomal subunit
Molecular function (GO): structural constituent of ribosome; rRNA binding
Source: RefSeq, a predicted model, not a curated record